UACACACAUGAUGUCCAUGAUGCCUAAGGCUUCAUUUCUCCCUUCAUUCUCUUCUUUUGCUUCUCCUCAACUUCCAGACAUCAUCAUCAACCCAUCAACUACCAUUAGAUCAUGCACAAGUUCACAAAAACCCAAACAAGCAACCAGUUCUCAUGGUCACUAUCCUCUUCUCUCCAAUGCAAAGAAUGAUUUACAAAUCAAUCAUUCAAAGAACAUAUCAAUGGUGAGAGACAUGUUAUUCUCCAAAGAAGACAAUAAGACUCCAUUGCAAUCCAUGGUGUUAAUAGACACACUUCAACAUAUGGGACUUGAUCAUCUUUUCAAGGAGGAAAUUGGCUCAACUUUAUCAUCCAUUUAUGACAACUUUGCUCAUCAAACACAUCAUGGUCAUAACUUGUUUGAAUCCUCUCUUUUCUUUAGAUUAUUCAGAGAGCAUGGUCAUAGUGUAUCUCCAAAGAUGCUCAAGAAGUUCAUUGAUAAGAAUGGAGAGUUUAAACUAGCUUUAAGUAAGGAUAUAAAAGGUUUGAUGAGCUUGUAUGAAGCUUCACGUUUAAACAUUGGAGAAGAUAUACUAAAAAAAGGCAAGGAGUUUUCAAGCAAGCAUCUUUGGGAUUCUAUUGACUGGUUGGAUAACAAGUCUGCAAAUCAAGUGAAGGAAACAUUAGAGCACCCUUAUCAUAUGAGCAUACAAAGAUACAAAGCUAGAAGAUAUAUUAGCAUGCACCAAGAUGAUCAUGAAAAUGGAUGCAAAGAUGUGGUACUGUUUGAAUUAGCUAAGUAUGAGUUCAAUAUUGUUCAACUCUUGCAUCAAAGAGAGCUUGAUGCAAUCCUAAGUUGGUGGAAGAAGAUAGGGUUGGCACAAGGGUUGAGCUUUGUGAGGGACCAACCAUUGGAAUGGUACAUGUGGCCUUUGACAAUGGUUCCUCAGCCACAUCAUUCAAAGUGUAGAAUUCAGCUCACAAAAGCAAUUGCCUUCAUCUACAUAAUAGAUGAUAUUUUUGAUGUCUAUGGAACCCUAGAUGAACUUUCUCUUUUCACUCAAGCCAUCAACAAGUGGGAUAUUUCCGCCAUCAAUAACUUUCCAAAUUAUAUGAAAGUUUGCUUUAAUGCACUAUACAAUGUUACUAAUGAGAUUGCAGAAAUAACUCUAAAGGAAUAUGGAUGGAAUCCGAUUAACACCCUAAGCAAAUCAUGGGGAAUAUUGUGCAAUGCUUUCCUUCAGGAAGCAAAAUGGUUUGCAUCAAAACAAGUACCAAACAAGGAUGAAUACUUGAGAAAUGCAGUGACUAGUUCAGGAGUUUUCAUUGUAAUAGUGCACUUAUUUUUUCUAAUGGGACAAGGCUUAACAUUGGAGAACAUACAACAUAUAGAGAAUGAUCCAAGCUUUGUUUCUAAAUCAGGAACUAUUCUGCGCCUUUGGGAUGAUUUAGGCAGUGCGAAGAAUGAAAAUCAAAAAAGGUUUGAUGGAUCAUACCUGGAGUUAUACAUGAAAGAACAUCAAGAUUGCACUGCAAAAGAAGCUCGGGAACAUGUGAUGUUGAUGAUCUCCAGAACAUGGGAUGCACUUAACAAAGAAAGCUUCACUCAAAGCUCAUUUCCUAAACCCUUAAUUAAUGCAACCCUCAAUCUUGCAAGGAUGGUUAGAGUUAUGUACUCUUAUGAUGAUAACCAUCAUCUCCCAAUGCUUGAUGAUUUUAUUUUUUUUAUGGAUUUAGGGUGUGAAAGGGAUGGAAGAAUGUGGUUUAAAAUUAAUGGGCUGCCUUCCACUGAUGCAAUUCAAGAGAUUUUAAGAGAUGCAGACACCAACAACAUGGUGUAUUAUAACAGUGGUUAUCAAGAUAGUAUUCAUGUAUUUAUGGUUGAGCAUGAACCUUCUGUGGCAAUGAUUCCUGCUGGAGUUGAUGCAAUGGAUGGCAAACAGGACAUGACUAAGGCUGUGGAAGGAGAUAAUAUUGGAAAUUUGAAAAAUAGUGACAUGAACACAGGAAAUUUGGGCAAGCAGAAUAUGGAAAACGGCAGUUCUACCUCAGAUGGAACAUACCAGCCUUAUGAAGUUGCAAGUGAUAUUGACAUAAGUGAUGACUCAGAAUUAAAUAAUGCUAGUUGGAUGUUUGAGGAUUUUGAAGGAGAUGAGGAUGAUAUAUUCAACCUAGGCUCAAGAGAUGAUGCUUCUGACUAUGCAAGCAAGGAUAAGACAAGUGAUCAUACUAAGGAAAAAUAUAUGUCUGAAGAUUUGAUGGAAGAGUUCAAUGAAUCCCCACACUAUGAGGAUGAUUUGUUUAGCUUGCAAGGGUCUAAUGACGAACCAGGACAAGUAUAUCCUGAGUUCAAUGAUGAUAUGUAUGCCAAAAAUCCACAAUUGGAAUUAGGCAUGAAAUUUUCUAGUCAAAGAAGUUUUAGGGAAGCCCUAAGAGCAUGGGCCAUUGGAAGGGGUUAUUCUUACAAGCUACAGAAGAAUAACAGGACAAUGAUUACUGCUGUGUGUGAAAAUCAUUGUGGCUUCAAAAUUCAUGCUUCAAGCUACAGAGGUACUUCUGCGUUUCAGAUCAAGACGUUCAAGGCAGAGCACAGUUGUCCAAAAAAAAAUAUGAGACACAUGGUGAGCACAAAGUACUUAGCAUUGAGGUAUCUAGAAGACAUAAGAGAUGAUCCUGAGUGGGGUGCAUCAACAAUGCAGAAAAGAAUCAGCAGGGAAUGUGGAGCUGAUGUGCACAUUUCAAAGUGUUAUAGAGCUAAGAAACUUGCAAAUAAGAUUAUAUUAGGUGAUUUGAAGAUGCAAUAUAGGAGAUUAUAUGACUAUGCAGAAACAAUUAAAAAAACAAAUCCAGGGAGUCUAGUGAAAAUUAAGACUUCUUUAAUGGUUCAAAAUAGGAAUGAUGAAAUGAUUGAAGGCAAACUAGAUGAUGGAAACCAAUGUAGAGAUGGCAAUGAAAACAUGUUACCUCUUGCAAUUGCAUGUGUCGAUGCUGAAUGCAAGGAAUCAUGGUCUUGGUUUCUCAAUUUGUUAUCAAAAGAUUUUGGUAGGCCAGAAGAUCUAGGUUGGGUUUUCAUGUCUGACCAACAAAAGGGUUUGAUGCAAGCAUUCAAGGAACUAAUGCCCACAGUGGAGCAUAGAUUGUGUGUGAAACACAUGUAUGAGAACUACAAACAAAAAUUCAAGGGAUUUGAAUAUAAGAAGUUGUUGUGGCCAGCUGCUUCUGCUGGGACUGAGAAACAUUUUGACAUACAUAUGGCAAGAAUGAAGGAAAAGGAUGAAAAUGCCUAUAGGUGGUGUAUUCCGGUUGAUUUUUGCUUAGGUGGCUGCCGGAAGUACACGUCACACAUUAAUUUAAUAAUUGAUUAG
Dioscorea cayenensis subsp. rotundata (Guinea yam) is the source of this 3343-nucleotide messenger RNA. RefSeq lists its product as uncharacterized. Lineage: Eukaryota; Viridiplantae; Streptophyta; Magnoliopsida; Dioscoreales; Dioscoreaceae. Gene Ontology annotation, biological process: diterpenoid biosynthetic process. The transcript has 10 exons. The record is from RefSeq and is a predicted model, not a curated record. The coding region runs from base 8 to 3343 and encodes 1111 amino acids. Gene Ontology annotation, molecular function: magnesium ion binding; terpene synthase activity.